Messenger RNA from Anthonomus grandis grandis, 1399 nucleotides. Its product is annotated as prostatic acid phosphatase-like. Gene Ontology annotation, biological process: dephosphorylation. The transcript is spliced from 4 exons. Lineage: Eukaryota; Metazoa; Arthropoda; Insecta; Coleoptera; Curculionidae. Gene Ontology annotation, molecular function: phosphatase activity. Bases 285 to 1376 code for a protein of 363 amino acids. The record is from RefSeq and is a predicted model, not a curated record.
UAUUAUUAUUAUUAUUAAUAAGAGCUACAAUAGUUUGUGGUAAAAAUUCAAAUUAAAAUUUCGUCAUUUUACGUCAAUAAAAAAAUUGAUUUAUCGCUAAAUAUAAGUGGAUAUUCAUUAACGUCAACUUUAAAUUACAAUAAACACUUCAACCUAAAACCUACAUUUUGGCGGACAAUAAAAGACAAUAUCAGCGUUAUCGCUGCUUAAUUUUUUUUAAAAAUCAUAUUACGUGUCUGUCCCACAUAAUUUCGAUCAUUUUUUAACGUUCCUUGGUAUUAAAAAUGUUGAUUUCCCUAAAAUUUUUCGUACUUGUGGCCUUUUUGGGGUGCAUGGUGAAGGGUAAAGAGGGGGACGAAUUAAAAGCAGUAGUAGUGCUUUUUAGGCACGGAGAUCGUUCCCCACUCAGCUCCUGGCCUAAUGACGUUUAUUACGGAAAUGCUUCUCUUUGGCCAGAUGGAUAUGGACAACUUAAUAACUUGGGCAAAGAACGCCAUUACGAACUAGGCAAAUGGUUCAGACAGAGAUACGAUGAUCUCUUACCCCAGCGGUACAAUCCUAAUGAUAUUUACGUAAAAUCAACUGACGUAGAUAGAACAUUAAUGUCAGCAGCUCAUAAUUUGGCUGGUCUUUAUCCACCGGAAGGAGAUCAGGUUUGGAACAGUAAUAUACCUUGGCAAGCUAUUCCGAUCCAUACUACCCCAAGAAACCAAGACCCUAUACUCACGGGAGAAGUUUCUUGCCCCAAGUUUGACAAACUUUAUAACGAAUACAUGAACUCCGAAGAGUUUCAAGAGUUUAACCGAAAUCUGGCUCCCGUGUUCCAGAACUUAUCAGAAUUCACCGGAUAUUCUCUGGACGAGCUGUCGGUAUCCAGUUUUUCUGGAUUAUUUUCCACCAUCACCAUAUACAAGGGAUUCAACUACCCUUUACCUCAAUGGACCGAUGAGUAUUGGGAUCUCAUCAAGUAUUGGGGUGCCAAGAACUUUCAAUUUUCCACCGGAACGCCCGACUUAGCCAGACUCAGGACCGGGCCAUUUUUCGACUAUUUAUUCAAUUUUUUCGAUUCAGUCAGAAAUUCUACAGUUAGUACGAAAUUCCUUAUGCUGAGUGCCCACGACAGCACCAUCGGGGAACGUCUGAACGCACUGGGGGUGUAUCCAGAUGCCAGUCCAGAGUUCGCCUCCACAGUUAUCUGGGAGAUCAAGAGUAAUUUAAAUGAGUAUUAUGUGAAUAUGUAUUUUAAGAAUAGCACGAAUUUCGAUAAAAUCCUGUUGCCAGGAUGUGAGUUUGAUUGUGGGUUAGAGGAGUUCGCUGAUAUCGUUAAACCUGUGAGGCUGACCGUUCAGGACUGGACCACCGAAUGUUAUGAAUAAUAUGGAAUAAAUCGUUAAUUUAA